Molecule: messenger RNA, 2781 nt
Organism: Ceraceosorus bombacis
Lineage: Eukaryota; Fungi; Basidiomycota; Exobasidiomycetes; Ceraceosorales; Ceraceosoraceae
Source: the annotation of a GenBank genome assembly
AUGGCAGCCAGAAAGCUUGCUGGUGAGGCUUCGAAGUUGACCGCUUUUGUGCAGCUCCAUACUGACCAUUCCCGACUGUCUACACUGCCAUCGCCUCUUAUUUUGGCACAUUCGGAUUGCAGCGGAGAUUGACCGCACACUCAAAAAGGUGGCGGAAGGUGUGCAGGCAUUCGAAGACUUGUAUGACAAAAUGCAAAUGUCCACGAAUCAAGGGCAAAAGGAGAAGAUGGAGGCUGAUCUAAAGACGCAGAUCAAGAAGUUGCAAAGGAUGAGAGACUCGAUCAAGACUUGGUUGCAGAGCAAUGAUAUCAAGGAUAAAAAAGCACUGCUGGACAACAGGAAACUCAUCGAGCUGGUAAGUGACGCCAGAUACAGUCUCCGAGCUCGAUUUGUGUGCAACACGUCGAGUUUUCUCGGUCGAGAAAGAUGCGGACUGAAUCUCGGCUCCGAUCAUUAUAUGCUCCAGCAAAUGGAGAAGUUUAAGCAGUGCGAGAAAGAGAUGAAGACCAAAGCUUUCUCAAAAGAAGGUCUCAUAGCGGCGGCUCGUCUGGAUCCCGCAGAAAGAGCCAAGCUCGAACUCACGCAGUGGUUGACCAACAAUGUGGACGAGCUGUCACAUCAAAUGGAAGCUGCAGAGGCUGAGGUGGAGCAAUUGGCAGGAUCAGGCAAAAAGAAGAAAGGAGCGGGAGGCGUGGCAGCUGAGCGUUCUGCAGAGCUGGAAAGACUCAAUGAGAGAAGGACAUGGCACAUCAGCAAGCUGGAGCUGAUAUUACGCUUGAUAGAAAAUGGCAACUUAGACACGGAACAGGUGUCGAACAUCAAAGAAGACGUCGCCUACUUUGUCGAAUCUAACGCGGUGAGUCAUGGGGUAGUCAUCGCAGGUCGUAGCUGUAUGGGCAUACAAACCUCAUACUCUCAAUUCUUUGCCUGACUAGGACGAGGAUUUCGAAGAAGACGAGGGCAUUUAUGAUGAGUUCAACCUUGACGAACAAGAGGAGGCCUUCGGACUCAAGGAGAAUGAAGAUGAUGAAAGUGGCGAUGACGACUCCGCCUCGGAAGGUGAGUCGGCUGGUGCGGUCGCGACCGGAUGUUGCAGUCCGCUGAGCACCAAGUCUGUGUAUUCCACAGAAGCGCCGCUUCCAAAACCUGCUGUCAAGCCCAAGAAGGAAGAGAAAGAGGAAGUGGUCAAGAAACCUUCGACCAGAAAAGCCUCGGAUGUCAGUAGAGAUAGCAAGCCGGCCGUGGUCACCAAAGCAGCACCAACUCCUGCGAGUGCUGCUGCGCCCCCGCAUUCACCUGUCGCUACAGCUUCCAUGACCUCUCCUCCAAAGCCAGCAGCAGCCCCUCUACCUCCGAUUCGAUAUGCAGCCGCAGCCGCUGCUGCAGUCGCGCAAUCGUCUGGUGGACCUGCUCCCACAGCGUCUCUCUCGCCGACAACUACAGCAUCGCAGCUCCCAGAUGGUUCUAGAUCGCCGUCGUCUUCGAAAGCUGCAUUGGAAGAUGCAGCAUCCUCGCCGGCUCCGUCCUUCGCUCCUUCCACCGACACAGCGCCUACUGCAGACGGAACUACUGCCAGUGCUACCACUGGUCCGCCCGGUCUGGCUGCGCGGCCUGCGAAUGGAUCCGCAAAGAGCUCUCCAGCUCCCAGGCACGCGACCGUCAAAUCGGCGCCAUCUCCUCUCGCGAGCACAUCUGCUGCUCCAGGUGCCCCCGUCGAAGGCAACAGCGGCGGCACUCAAAGGAACGCAUACACGGACGAGUCAGCUGUGCCGCAGGAGGAGACAAGUGAAUAUCAACCUGCACAACUGGCGGCGAGCUCUGCCGCUGCGAGUCUGGUCCAGCCUUCAGGCGGAGGAGCUGGCACCUCAAGCGAGCAGGCCGCUGCGCAGCGUGAGCACGGCACAGAGCCCAGGUUGCCGAACAGCUUGAGCGACCUGGUCACCAGUUUCGACGCCGCGAAACACAAGUCACUUGAGAGGGGAGAUAACCUCGACGAACUCCACAAGACCCUCCAAGCAAGUGCGCUGGGUGUUCCCGAACCUCAGGACAGCGAUGCGCCGCGAUACUAUCGACCCCAAAAUCCCUGGGCGUCCCCUUCUUGGUACCCGCAGCAGCCUCUGAGCAUCUUCGACAACCCGGCGCUGUACAGCAAAGUUGAAGACGACACUCUCUUCUUCGUUAGUCUUGCAUUGGCAAGGCACGGCGCGAGCUCGCCUGUACGCUUGCUGACCUCGAUUUCGCCCAUGUCAGAUUUUCUACUACUCGCAAAGGGAAUACCAUCGGUACCUUGCCGCCAACGAGCUCAAGCGCCAAUCCUGGCGAUUCGUGAGUCCACCAACGUCAAAGAUGUCUUCUCAGAAGAUCUAUCCCUGACUCGCAGACGGUUUUGGUACGGCAGUCGCUGCGCUUUGGCACAUGGUUCCAAAGGUAUGCUCAGCCCAAGGUUGUUCACGAUGACUACGAGGAAGGGUCCUAGUGCGUGACAAGAAGCGUUGAGCAGGCUUCUUUGACUUCAACUUACGUGUCUCACGAUGCCUCAUCUCAGCAUCUAUUUCGACUUUGAGAAUUCAUGGCAGCAAAGGAGAAAGCAGACAUUCCGGUGAGCCCGUUCUUGAAUGCGUUCAAGCAGCUGGUCAUGCGACUCAUCGCGAUCUCCCAUCUAUUCUGGCGAGCACAGAUUCGAGUACCAGUACCUGUGAAUAUUGUUCAACCAUUAGGGAUUUGCAGACUUCAAGCUGACGCCACAUUUUCAUGUCACUUCUGCCUCGCAGGGCUCCGUGA